This is a messenger RNA of Arvicola amphibius (Eurasian water vole), 2913 nucleotides long. RefSeq names its product heterogeneous nuclear ribonucleoprotein H1 (gene Hnrnph1). Gene Ontology annotation, molecular function: RNA binding. Lineage: Eukaryota; Metazoa; Chordata; Mammalia; Rodentia; Cricetidae. Gene Ontology annotation, biological process: regulation of RNA splicing. Bases 743 to 2137 code for a protein of 464 amino acids. Gene Ontology annotation, cellular component: nucleoplasm; ribonucleoprotein complex. The transcript has 12 exons. The record is from RefSeq and is a predicted model, not a curated record.
GCCUCUUGGGGAUGCUGGCGCCCCGGUGGAAAAUUUCUAGUUCAUCUUUUUUUUCCGUCUCUAAGCACCGGUCCAUGCAUUCUAAAAGUUGACUUUUUCGAAAGAUUUAAAUAGGAAGAGAUGUAAUUUCUCCUCCCUCAGAAAGGGGCGUUCUGCUUCAGAAAGUUAAUUUUUCAGAAUUGAAGAUUUCGUAAUCGAAUCGUGUUCUAGAUUUAGUUACUUCAUAAUCUGGCUCCCUUUACAAGUGAGGACGCUGAAACCAUGGACGUUAGCACCGUAGAGUUCUUUUUACCAUAUACGCAUAGGCUUCCCGAAUAACUUCUACAGAAGACUGGUUAAAUUGUAUAUGUAAAAAGUCGAACGGUUUUGUAAAAAGGUGCUUGUAGUUUUGACCUUACUAUCUGAAUUUAGUUGUGGUAACAGAAAACGGCCUGUAAAACAAGAACCAAGUAUAUUGGAAGCAAUUGCAGGGGGCAGCUCCUGACCGGGUUUGACUUAAAGUGUGCAGCUUGGAGCCUUUAGUUGUUAACAUUGAUCCCCUUCAGGUGAGUAUUGGGCUGGAGUUUGGAUUUGAUGAGAAAUUGUCAUGUGGCUGUAAAUGUCUUGUAGAGUACAUAUCGUGAAGGUCCAGAUGAGAAUAGUCUGACACAUUGUACAAAAAGAUGGUCAGUGGAAACUGAGGCAAGGCUAUAGCUUCCUUAGAAUUUGUUUGAAUAGGAGAUAAUAAUCUCGAUGGAUUAGGAUGUAUCAUGAGGUAAUGUGGUGCGAAUGCUUGGUCAGUUUAGUCUUGUGUGUGUGCGUGUCGACUGAAAUAUGCACUUCAUCUGUAUCACUCUUAGGUGGUUUUGUUUUAAAUUCUGUAUUAACGGUUGCUUUCUUUUCAGACUGCAAAAUUCAAAAUGGGGCCCAAGGUAUUCGUUUCAUCUACACCAGAGAAGGCAGACCGAGUGGCGAGGCUUUUGUUGAACUUGAAUCAGAAGAUGAAGUCAAAUUGGCCUUGAAAAAAGACAGAGAAACUAUGGGACACAGAUAUGUUGAAGUAUUCAAGUCAAACAACGUUGAAAUGGAUUGGGUGUUGAAGCAUACUGGUCCAAAUAGUCCUGACACGGCCAAUGAUGGCUUUGUACGGCUUAGAGGACUCCCUUUUGGAUGUAGCAAGGAAGAAAUUGUUCAGUUUUUCUCAGGGUUGGAAAUCGUGCCAAAUGGGAUAACAUUGCCGGUGGACUUCCAGGGGAGGAGUACGGGGGAGGCCUUCGUGCAGUUUGCUUCACAGGAAAUAGCUGAAAAGGCUCUAAAGAAACACAAGGAAAGAAUAGGGCACAGGUAUAUUGAAAUAUUUAAGAGCAGUCGAGCUGAAGUUAGAACUCAUUAUGAUCCACCACGAAAACUUAUGGCCAUGCAGCGGCCAGGUCCCUAUGACAGACCUGGGGCUGGCAGAGGGUAUAACAGCAUUGGCAGAGGAGCUGGUUUUGAAAGGAUGAGGCGUGGUGCUUAUGGUGGAGGCUAUGGAGGCUAUGAUGAUUAUAAUGGCUAUAAUGAUGGCUAUGGAUUUGGCUCGGAUAGAUUUGGAAGAGACCUCAAUUAUUGUUUUUCAGGAAUGUCUGACCACAGAUACGGGGAUGGUGGCUCUACUUUCCAAAGUACAACAGGACACUGUGUUCACAUGCGGGGAUUACCAUACAGAGCUACUGAGAAUGACAUUUAUAAUUUUUUUUCACCACUCAACCCUGUGAGAGUACAUAUUGAGAUUGGACCUGAUGGCAGAGUAACUGGUGAAGCAGAUGUCGAGUUUGCCACCCAUGAAGAUGCUGUUGCAGCUAUGUCAAAAGAUAAAGCAAAUAUGCAACACAGAUAUGUUGAACUCUUCUUGAAUUCUACAGCAGGAGCAAGCGGUGGUGCUUACGAACACAGAUAUGUAGAACUCUUCUUGAAUUCUACAGCAGGAGCAAGCGGUGGUGCUUAUGGUAGCCAAAUGAUGGGAGGCAUGGGCUUGUCAAACCAGUCCAGUUAUGGUGGCCCAGCCAGCCAGCAGCUGAGUGGUGGUUAUGGAGGUGGCUACGGCGGCCAGAGCAGCAUGAGUGGAUAUGACCAAGUUUUACAGGAAAACUCCAGUGAUUUUCAAUCAAACAUUGCAUAGGUAGCCAAGGAGCAGUGAACAGCAGCUACUACAGUAGUGGAAGCCGUGCAUCUUUGGGCGUGAAUGGAAUGGGAGGGAUGUCUAGCAUGUCCAGUAUGAGUGGUGGAUGGGGAAUGUAAUAGAUUUUAAUCACUGACUCUUGGUCUUUUUUUUCUUUUUUUUUUUUUUUUUCUUUUUCUUUUUUUUUUUAAGAAAACCCUUCAGUUUAACAGUUGCAAUCCAUCCUUGUGAUUUAUGCCUACUCUUUAAGUGAACAUUGGCAUUGCUCAAAGGACUAAGGUCCAAUGUUAAACAUAGUCACCUAGGAUGAUACAGUGAAGUUGAGUGAACUGUAACUGUUAAACAAUUCCCGGCUUUUCUCUAGUUACUGUAGGAUGUAUGUAAGUAGUAAGCGUAUUUAGGUUAAAGCAGUUGAAUUAUGUUAAAUGUUGCUCUUAUACAUACAUUACAUUGAACACUGUUGAUGCAUGUUGAAAAGACAUGCUUUUUUGUAAAACUCAAUGUAGGAGCUGCGUCUACAAUUAAAAGUGAAACAUUUGGCAUGUUUGUUCUAAUUUCAUUUGAUAACCUGUAAGGCACGUGAGUUUUUUUUUUUUUUUUUUUUAAGUUAAUGGAGAAAUUUUGAGACGCAAUACCAUUACUUUAGGAUUUUUGGUCUUGGUGUUUGUAUGAAAUUCUGAGGCCUUGAUUUAAAGUCUUUCAUUGUAUUGUGAUUUCCUUUUUAGGUGUAUUGCGCUAAGUGAACCUUGUCAAAUAAAUCUUCCUUUUAAAAGCUA